This is a messenger RNA of Desarmillaria tabescens, 924 nucleotides long. RefSeq lists its product as uncharacterized. The record is from RefSeq and is a predicted model, not a curated record. Bases 172 to 708 code for a protein of 178 amino acids. The transcript is spliced from 3 exons. NCBI's taxonomy places the organism in Eukaryota, Fungi, Basidiomycota, Agaricomycetes, Agaricales, Physalacriaceae.
CCUUGCCUUCCUACUAUCACGUCCAUUCUCGUCCAGGUUCCAGAUGUCCUCUAUACGGCCCAGAAAUUAUCACACUUAUACUCGAGAUGCCACUUGAAAAAAAUCUCAAAUUCGCGUGGUAUUUUGGCCGUCGAAAACAAUGAAAUAUCUUCGAACAAUGCCAGCUAUAAAAUGUCGCUGGACACUUCUCUCUACUACCUUACCGCCAUGUCCACCCCCUGCAUAUGCAGUAUCUGCCUCUCCGAGUUUGUUGACCCCGUUUGCACGCCCUGCGGACAUAUCUAUUGCUUUAGUUGCAUCACACAAGCUACGAGCAUUCUACGUAACGAAGUAUCCACCACAGCCCCGUGCCCUGCCUGUCGCAAGCCAUUCUCUAUACGUGACGACCCCCUAUCACGCGAUUUUCAUGAAUACUUUGGCUACCCCCUCCGGAGGCUCUACCUGAAUGGACUGCGGGUCAACUCUGAGGACCAAUUGAAGAGACUGGAGGAACGCAUCGCGACCUUGGAGCGAGAGAAUCAACGACUGCGAAUCAAGAACUUGUUACUGCUAGCUCUAUAUAUGCGCCAGCAAAGUGAGUGGAAUAGUCGGUCUGUGCCAUGGCUUGCACGCACGCCCCAUACGGGUGAAGCGGGUUCAGGGUCCCCGUCACGGGUCCCACGAGAGGAACAUAAUCCGGUACGCAUCAGGUGGAUGGUGAACAUGUGAGUUUUUAUCAGCCUGGAGCUUGAAAUUAAUGCCCAUGCUGUCGUAGGUUUGAAUUAGUGAUGAUGGUUGACUCGGAACGAAGGUAUAUUCUGUCGUGCGGUGUAGGGACAGUGGGUGGUCGGAGUUAAGAUACAAUAGGUACGAAAAUGUCAAAGUAAAGUAAAAUGGCAAAUAGGUAUAAAUAAGAUGUGGCGUUGAAGCCGUGAAAUCAAACCG